This is a messenger RNA of Penaeus indicus, 2018 nucleotides long. RefSeq names its product probable cytochrome P450 12b2, mitochondrial. NCBI's taxonomy places the organism in Eukaryota, Metazoa, Arthropoda, Malacostraca, Decapoda, Penaeidae. The transcript is spliced from 10 exons. The record is from RefSeq and is a predicted model, not a curated record. Gene Ontology annotation, molecular function: iron ion binding; heme binding; oxidoreductase activity, acting on paired donors, with incorporation or reduction of molecular oxygen. Bases 14 to 1552 code for a protein of 512 amino acids.
AGGAGGAUAAAGAAUGGCACUCUUUCGGUCCCUGGUCUUUCGCGCAGUGCCACAGAGUCAUUCCGCCGCAGCCCUCUCCCGUGGCACUCUCCGUCUCCCCUCUGCCCGGUGCCUUAGUAGCGCCAAGGAAAUCCCGGGGCCAAAAGCACUUCCCAUUGCUGGCGUUUUGUUCUCCGUGUUAUCAGAUAAAGAUUUUGACAAGAAUAACAUCCAUCUAUAUUUCAAGAAGCUUUUCAAGAUAUAUGGUCCUAUUGUCAAGCUGAAGUUCCCGGGAAAACCAACUAUGGUCAUCCUCAGUGACCCAGAGGACAUGAAGUGGAUCCAUCACUACACCAAGGACAACCCCGUGAGACUGGGGCUUGAGGCACUUCAUAAGGCCCGCUAUUUAGACGAGUAUUUUGAAAAGAAGGGAGGUAUUACUGUUGAAGAUGGAGAGGAGUGGUGGCGGGUGAGGAAGAGGGUUGGGCCGCCUGUAAUGAAGCUAGCCAAUAUCAGGCAAUAUGUACCUGGCAUGGAUGGCGUUGCUGUUGACACUCUUGACAGAAUUUCCAAAGAGAGGAAUGAAGAGGGCGAGCUGACUUCCGAUCUCUUGUCUUUGAUAAAAAAAUUUUCACUUGAGAGUGUUUGUCUAAUUUCUCUCAACAGGCGACUAGGCAGCUUGGACCCGAACUUCACCCAGGACGCGGAGCAGAUGAAGUGCUACACAGCCGCCCUGGAGCUCUUGAGAUGUAUCUUUGAGUGCGAAGAAAAUCUCAUGUGGAAAAUUUACCCAACCAAAACUUUCAAGACAUUACAGAAGUCUUUGAAGACGCUGACAGAAGUGUGUGACAGGACGCUCUGGGAAUUCAAAGAGGAGAUGAAAGAGAGGAACAAGAGGGACCCUAAUCAUAGCCCUAGCUUGAUGGAACAACUGCUGCUGGAUUCAGAACUCUCGCACAAGGACAUUGUCACCUUCAUGAUAGACCUCCUACCUGGCGGAACAGAGACGACAACGAGUGCCAGCUUAGUGCUCUUCUAUCUCCUGGCCAAAUACCCAGAAAUUCAAGCCAAAGCCCAAGAGGAGGUCGAUCGCGUGCUUGGAAGGGACCUGACUCCAAUCACGCCCGAGCAAUUGAAUCAAUUGUCUUAUAUCAGAGCAACGUUGAAAGAAAGCUUAAGGUUAUUACCACCUGCUAUAGGUACAGUUAGGGUACUACAGAAUGAUAUAAGAAUCAGGGGAUAUACACUUCAAAAAGGGUGGUGUUGUUUGAUGACAAGUGCAAUCUCUGGCUUGGAUGAGUCGCAGUUUGCUCAGUCACAAGACUUUGUCCCCGACCGCUGGCUGCAGCAUCGUCCACUGGGCCAGAUGCAUCCUUACGCCUCACUCCCAUUUUCACACGGAAAGCGCAUGUGCAUUGGUAUUCGCAUUUCGGAACAGAUUCUGUCUAUUUUAAUAGCAAGGACUCUCCAACAAUUCAACCUUGCGUGGAGAGGUGGGGACCUCCGCAGAAAACACACUCAAGUAUUUGAACCUGUGGGGCCAUUUCCCCUUACAUUUACAGAACGUAAUUAGGUUAUCAAAUAAGGCUUGGUAUCCCUGAAAGUGGUUUUUAUUUUACCAAAAUAGAAUUAUGGGAUCCUGGAUUCCACCCAGUGCUUAACCUGAGAAUUGUUUUUUUGAUUUUCAUACCAAAUAAUGCAAAAAAUCUGUUUUAGGAGUUUUGAAAAAAAAACUCAUGUUGUAACAUUCUUGUUGCAUUAUAUUGAAAUGUAAUAUUUUUCACGUAAGUUAUAAAAAAAAAUGUAAAGGACCAUCAUUCUCCUUUUGAAAUAAAAAUCAUCACUUUUAUGAAAGAAAUUCCAAUAACGGUCACUUUCAUCUGUUAUCAGACAUUUUGUAUUAUACUUGUCUUGUAUAUUACUUUUCAUGUACUAUUUGUAUAUUACUUUUUGUACUAUUUCAUGUAAUGUGUGAGCUACAUGUGUCUAUCUAAAUAUGUCUUCCGUUGCCCCAGAAGGGGAAUAAAUGUGUAAACUGG